This is a messenger RNA of Vigna angularis (adzuki bean), 1306 nucleotides long. RefSeq lists its product as uncharacterized. Gene Ontology annotation, cellular component: intracellular anatomical structure. The transcript has 2 exons. The record is from RefSeq and is a predicted model, not a curated record. Lineage: Eukaryota; Viridiplantae; Streptophyta; Magnoliopsida; Fabales; Fabaceae. The coding region runs from base 563 to 1138 and encodes 191 amino acids.
UGAAAUCGUUUUCUGGGUCUUGCGGGUCUUUUAAAAUUUUGGGUUUUGAAUUUUAAGUUUUAGAGUGUAAAUUAUAGUUGGGUGAUGAAAAGCACCAUAAAAAUUUUUCACAAUAAAAGGAAAAUACUCAAAUACUAUUCACCAUUACACCAUACCACCAUUGCCAUUGUUGUCGCCGCUGACACUGCCAUUGUUGUUCCAGAAAGCUUGUUCUGGAAUUAAUGAUUCGAAAGUCACUUUUACAAGAAUGUGGUUAUAUUUAGAAAUUGAAUUAAAUAUGUUUUUAUCUCUUAGUUAAGUAAAAUUAAAAUAAUUUUCUUUUGGAAACUUUCAAUCAAUUUAGUCCAAGUAAUUAGAAUUUUCUAACAACAGAACUAAAAUAAUGUGAGAAUGAAGUAAACCUUUUGGAAGACAGAUUGAGCGAUAACCCAUUCCUCACCAACCACGCACGCGAUCGCAAAGUUUGAAAAUUGAAUUCUGAUGUUGAAUUUUGUGCAGAUAAGGUGUUUGAAAUAUAGAGAGAAUUGAGAAGGGCGUUGAUCGGAUCGGCAGAGAAAGGAGAAUGAGUUUGACGGCAUCAGAGAUAACGAAGAAGCUGAAUCUGCAGCCUCACCCAGAAGGUGGCUUCUACAUCGAAACAUUUCGAGACCAUUCCGUUCAUCUUUCCACCUCUCAGCUCCCGCCGGAAUACAAAGUCGAUCGCCCUGUCUCCACCUCCAUCUACUUCCUCCUUCCCUCCGGAACCUUUUCUCGCCUCCAUCGCAUACCCUGCGCCGAAACAUGGCAUCAUUACAUCGGCGACCCUCUCACCAUUGUGGAAUUGGAUGAGAAAGAUGGGAGUGUGAAGUUCACUUGCCUUGGAUCGGAUCUCGGUGAGAAUCAGAUGCCGCAGUACACGGUCCCUCCCAACGUCUGGUUUGGCUCCUUUCCCACCAACGAUUACUCCUUCUCCACCGAUGGUGUCUUCAAAACUGCUGCUGCACCUCCCAGAGACGGUGAGAGGAACUACUCUCUUGUAGGAUGCACCUGUGCACCUGCGUUUCAGUACCAGGACUUCGAGCUCGCUAAACCUUCUUACCUCCUCGCUCGCUUCCCCCAUUUCGAGCCUCUCAUCACCACUCUCACGUUCCCUGAGUGACUCCCUCACCGCGCCAUUCUCACUUUCUUUCAUACCGUCUCUGGUAAUAUGUAUUUUAUACUGCUUUUCAGAAUCCAAUAAUUAUGAAUAUAUAUAUAUAUGAAUGUAUAUAUUCUCACUUUCAUGGGAAUAAUUUGGAAAUGGUAACUUAUGUUCGUCCUUUCUGAA